Phlebotomus papatasi is the source of this 3542-nucleotide messenger RNA. RefSeq lists its product as uncharacterized. The transcript is spliced from 10 exons. The record is from RefSeq and is a predicted model, not a curated record. NCBI's taxonomy places the organism in Eukaryota, Metazoa, Arthropoda, Insecta, Diptera, Psychodidae. Bases 239 to 3505 code for a protein of 1088 amino acids. Gene Ontology annotation, molecular function: iron ion binding; monooxygenase activity; oxidoreductase activity, acting on paired donors, with incorporation or reduction of molecular oxygen.
UGUCAAGAUCCAUUGAGAGAAUAUUAUUUAUUUAACACUUCUUAUUUACGAUUUGCGAUAUCAAAACUGUCUGAGUGCCUUUCUCACAUCACGAGUUGAUAACAGUUCAAAUGUAUUCAGUGUUUUGUAAAAUUUCUUCGAGUCAUUCUAUGAUACACAAAAACGAGUGUAAAGAAUAAAAAUAUCAUCAUUUGAAUUUGAGUAGAAGUCCAGAGUUUUCAUUAAGAUUGCGCGCAAAAUGGUCGGUUGUGCAAUAAAUUGUUUAGUGCAUGUAAUAUUCUCUAAAUGGACCCUUAUAUCAGCUAUUCUUGGAUAUUUUGCCUACAAAUGGAGCAUUGCAACGUUCGAUACCUUCGAAAAGCGUGGUAUUAAGUACAUCCCACCAAUACCACUCUUUGGGAACUUUAAACAUAUUAUUUUGCAAACGAAAACUUUCGUGGAUGGAUUUCAUGAACUCUACUGGUACUUUCCUAAUGAAAAAUUUUGUGGUGUGUUUCAAAUGCGAAGGCCGAUUUUCUGGAUCCGUGAUCCAGAGUUGAUCAGACAAAUUGCUGUCAAAGAUUUUGAUCACUUUUCCGACCAUCCAAUAAAUAUUGAUGAGAGUCAUGAACCACUAUUCGGACGAAAUCUUUUAACUCUGAAAGGCCAAAGAUGGAGGGAUAUGCGUUCCACCUUAAGUCCAGCUUUUACCGGUAGCAAGAUGAGGACCAUGUUUCAACUGGUUUCUGAAUGCUGUUCUGACACCGUAAACUUUUUAGAAAAAGAAAUUAAGGAAGGCAAACCCCUUUUAACAGACUUAAAGGAUAUGUUCUCACGAUAUACCAAUGAUGUUAUCGCAUCAUGUGCUUUUGGGCUUAAAGUUGAUUCUCUCAAAGACAAAAACAAUGAAUUCUACUUAUACGGGAAAGAAGGAUCCAAUUUUGGUAAACUCCGCACCAUUUACUUUUUCAUGCUGAUGUUAUUUCCAAAAUUAUAUAAGGUUUUAGGAAUUUCUCUAUUCUCAGAGAAAUUCUCAACAUUCAUCAGGAAACUUGUUUGGGAUACCAUUCGACAUAGAGAACGUGAGAAUAUAGUCCGUCCGGAUAUGAUUAAUCUCCUAAUUCAAGCUCGAAAAGGAAAACUUAAACAUGACGAUGAAGUUAAUGAAAAGGAAGGAUACGCUGUGGUCCAGGAAACUCACGUCGGAGAAGCUAUUCACCAGAGUAAGCUCCAGGAAGAUGAUUUAACAGCCCAAUGUUUGAUCUUUUUCUUGGCUGGAUUCGAAACCAGUAGUACGUGUAUGUGCUUCACAGCUCAUGAACUAGCUGUGAAUCCAGAAGUUCAGAAGAAACUCCUUGUAGAAGUAGAUGCCAUGAAAGAAAAGCUCGGUGAUAAACCUCUAACUUAUGAAUCGCUUCAACAUAUGCAUUAUCUGGAUAUGGUCAUUUCGGAGACCCUUCGAAAGUGGCCACCGACUGCUGGAACUGAUCGUGAGUGUGUAAAACCUUACAGAAUUGAGACAGACACUACUAGCUGUGACGUGAAAGUUGGAGAGCCUAUUAUAAUACCUAUCGUGAGCCUUCAUCACGAUCCACAGUAUUUUCCCAAUCCAUCUCGAUUUGAUCCUGAGAGGUUUAGUGAGGAGAAUAGGCACAACAUCACUCCGUUCACAUAUCUUCCUUUCGGAGUUGGUCCAAGAAACUGCAUUGGAUCGAGAUUUGCAUUGAUGGAGACCAAGGCUAUCAUUUACUACAUCUUGACCAAGUUCACAUUUGAAGUAUCCGAGAAGACACAAAUUCCCUUAAAACUUUCCAAAUCUGGGUUCUUUAUGAAACCCGAAAAAGGCUUCUGGGUAAAUCUUAAGCCGCGAAGAACUUCAACUUCAAUUGUGCGUAAAAUGAUCGGUUGCGCAAUAAGUUGUGUAGUCGGUUUGGUAUUUUCCAAAUGGACUCUUUUGGUGGCUGUUCUUGGAUAUAUUUUCUACAAAUGGAGCACAGCUACUUACGAUACUUUCGAAAAGAGAGGCCUCAAAUUCAUUCCACCUGUUCCAUUUCUUGGCAAUUUUCAUCAUAUAAUUUUGCAAACUAAAAAUUUCUCAGAUGCGACCCGAGAUCUCUACAAUUACUAUCCGAAAGAAAAGAUUUAUGGAAUGUUUGAAAUGAGGAGACCACUUUUCAUGGUUAAGGAUCCUGAAUUGAUCAAACAAAUAGCAGUGAAAGAUUUUGAUCAUUUUCUUGAUCAUCGCCUGAACUUGGACGAAACUCAUGAUCCAUUAUUCGGACGCAAUCUUUUUUCAUUAAAAGGUCAACGGUGGAGGGACAUGAGAUCAACCCUUAGUCCAGCUUUUACAGGAAGCAAGAUGAGAACCAUGUUCCAAUUGGUUUCUGAAUGUUCUUCCGCAACCGUGGACUUUUUGGAAAAGGAAGUAAAAGAUGGCAAACCACUCUUAAUGGAAUUGAAGGAUCUCUUUACACGAUUCACCAAUGAUGUUAUUGCAACGUGCGCUUUCGGGAUCAAGGUGGACUCUUUCAACAACAAAGAUAACGAGUUUUAUCUUCAUGGAAAGAAAUCAUCAGAUUUUAGUGGAAUCCGAAGCCUGUACUUCUUUAUUAUGCUCCAAUUCCCAACAAUUGCAAAGGCUUUAGGAGUCAAACUGUUUUCGGAUAAAUUUUGUGCGUUCUUCAGAAACCUCGUUUGGGACACAAUUCGGCACAGAGAACGUGAGAACAUCGUCCGGCCGGAUAUGAUUAAUCUCCUGAUCCAAGCUCGAAAAGGAAAGCUAAAGCACGAGGAAGAGGAAACAGAAAAUGCAGGAUUUGCUACUGUUGAGGAAACUCAUGUUGGAGAAGCUAUUCACCAGAGCAAACUCGAAGAAGACGAUUUAACGGCCCAGUGCCUUAUCUUCUUCUUAGCUGGAUUCGAUACAGCUAGUACAUGUAUGUGUUUUACGGCUCAUGAAUUAGCAGCUAAUCCAGACGUCCAGAAGAAACUCAUUGCAGAAGUGGAUGCUACAAAGGAAAAACUGGCUGGAAAACCUUUGGGUUACGAAGAUCUACAGAAUAUGCCUUAUCUUGAUAUGGUAAUAUCAGAGAGUCUCCGAUAUUGGCCACCCGCUAUUGCGACUGAUCGCAAAUGCGUCAAGCCCUAUACAAUAAAAACGGAUGAAGUAAACUGUGAUGUGCAAGUCGGAGAAGCUAUCCUGAUUCCGAUUGUGAGCCUACAUCAUGAUCCAAAAUACUUUACCAAUCCAUCACGAUUUGAUCCUGAAAGAUUUAGUGAGGAAAACAAGCGCGAUAUUACUCCGUUCACAUAUCUUCCUUUCGGAGUUGGUCCAAGAAACUGCAUAGGAUCGAGAUUUGCAUUGAUGGAGACCAAGGCCAUCAUUUACUACAUCUUGACCAAGUUUACCUUUGAAGUAUCCGAAAAAACGCAGGUUCCACUGAAACUCGCUAAGUCGGGAUUUGCUUUGAAACCAGAAAAAGGCUUCUGGGUAGAUCUUAAGCCAAGAAAUAAGAAUAUUGUUUAAAAAACUAUACUAAAAUAAAAAUUAUUUGAACAAAUUA